AUGGAAAACCAGUUUUUGCUAGCUGGAAUUACCAUGGAGAUUACGAAAUUUCACCAUGUUGUCUUCGUUUUACAGCCUGAAGAACUAACUAUUGUGGAUGAUCUCAUUUUAAAACCGCCGGCAGAAAAUCCGAACACUGCACUCAGGGCCCGGCUGCGUUCGCAAUACGCCGAUACUGAAGAACAACGCCUCCGAGACCUCAUUUCUGGAAUGCAGCUCGGGAAUCGCAAGCCCUCACGUUUUUUAUUGGAGAUGAGAAGCAAGGCUGGAAACCGAAUUUCCGAUAAUUCGCUUAAAUCCCUUUUCCUGAAGCGUCUGCCAACCAACGUACAGCAGAUUCUUGCUAUCUCUGAUGAUGGAGUGGAAAAGUUAGCUGAGAUGGCGGAUGGAAUUAUGGCAGCUGCGUAUAAUACACCAUCAUUAAAACAGUCGAAGCGGUAG
Messenger RNA from Argiope bruennichi, 441 nucleotides. RefSeq lists its product as uncharacterized. The coding region runs from base 1 to 441 and encodes 146 amino acids. NCBI's taxonomy places the organism in Eukaryota, Metazoa, Arthropoda, Arachnida, Araneae, Araneidae. The record is from RefSeq and is a predicted model, not a curated record. The transcript has a single exon.